Aphis gossypii (cotton aphid) is the source of this 960-nucleotide messenger RNA. RefSeq lists its product as uncharacterized. Bases 130 to 711 code for a protein of 193 amino acids. Lineage: Eukaryota; Metazoa; Arthropoda; Insecta; Hemiptera; Aphididae. The record is from RefSeq and is a predicted model, not a curated record. The transcript has 3 exons.
AAUAUAAAUUAAUAGUUUUUUAACAUUUUAGAAGAUAAUACAAUAACUCGAUUUUUAAAUCUAAAUUAAGUAUUUGCACAUUUAUUUUUAAAUAAACAUUUGAAGAGAAAAUAAUCAACAAACUUUAAAAUGACUAAGCAGCCACAAGGAGAAGACAAGAAAGUUACUGAAAUGGGUUUUACGCCAACUCCACGACCUGGUGGUUUUUUAAAGAUCAAAUUAGAUGUAAAAGAAAAAAAGAAUAAAGUACUCCAAUUCGACCAAUACCAAAAUAUAAUAAGCAGAGUAGAAGAUAUGGAAAAGAAUAAAUUUAGAACUGAAAAGACGGUUGUUAAAAACCCAACGCCACCAACGAUAACACCGAUAAGAAAUUUAAAUUUGCCAAAGAUUUCUCAGGAAUCGUUGUUUGACAAAUGUCUUAUUGAGAAUGAAGAUAAUGGAGAAACGCAAAAUGAGUACGAAAAAUGGUUGGAUGAAACUGCUCCAGCUAACGACACCAAUCUCAUGGAUAAUCUCGAAGAAGCGAUCAAUUUCAUAGUACUUUUAGCAUCUAAGCCAGAGGCGGAUUCCAGCGAUUUUGAUGAAAUGCAAGCUAUUUCAGUAGUACAAUUUUUACGUACCAUUAAAACACCUAAUGGAGUAUAUGAGCCUAACAAUUUACGAUUGAUGGAGUACAUUGACAAAAAAGGCGAAGAAUUUCACAAACAAUAAUCUAUUUAUAAAUAUACAUACCUAUUACAUAAUAUUAUACAUAACAAAAAUUAACACAGCGUAAUAAAAAUUUAGUAUGUAAACAUAGAUACAAAUUUUGUUUUUCAAUGUAAUCAGUUUUAACAUUUAAAAUUCUUUAAGACAUUAUUACAGGAACAAGUAACAACUACCUACUUUGAAUGAAAACGAUUAAUUAACCUAAAUUUUCCUAUGGUCAUUUUAUAAUAAACUAAUAUUAUGUGUAUUAUA